AUGGGGUCACAGCCUCCCCCUCCCGUCGGUCAUCUAACUCAAACUGUUUUUCCCGACGAUGAGAAUGCCAAUCUCCUCAAUAAUACUUGUGAUAACGUCAAUCACGACGGUUUCGUUGUUCAUAGUGAUGACGAAUAUUCCGCGCCUUCUGAUAUUGACACGGAUUUUGAGGACUUCGAGGCCGUGGUUGUGCCAUGGAAGACGAGUGCUCUGGUACUCGCCUACAUAGCGAUUUGGCUCACCUAUUUCGUCGAAGGAAUUUUAUCAGCUACCACCGGAAUUCUGACACCCUAUGUCACUUCCACCUUUGCCCAGCAUUCUUUUACGCCCACUGUUGGCAUUCUAAGUAGUGUGAUUGGUGGUGUCACCAACCUCACUCUUGCCAAAGUCCUUGACAUCUUUGGCCGGGCUUACGGACUAUUUUUCUGCAUCAUUCUCGCUACGAGUGGUCUCAUUAUGACGAGUACUUGCAACAGUGUUCAAGGCUAUGCCACUGCUCAAGUCUUCCAAACCAUUGGAAACAGUGGUAUUCUAUAUUCCCUGACCGUACUUGUCGCCGACACUUCUUCGAUGCGCAACAGGGGUCUGGUACAAGCCAUAGUUAGCUCGCCAAAUCUUAUUACACCUUGGCUUUCCGGCCCCAUAUCCUCAAGAUUUAUGAACGGCCCAGGCUGGCGUUGGGCAUUUGGAUCGUUUUCGGUUCUCGUGCCGUCUAUCACUCUCCCACUUUUCUUCCUGUUAUUGAGUCACCUCAAAACCAGGAAAAUGAGCAUGCCCCAUAGGUGUGAAAGUGAGAGUGACAAUGGUCGGAGUCCUCUACGAACACUUGUCCACUAUUUUCGGCAGUUCGAUGCUGUAGGCCUUGUUCUCUUAUCAACAGGUGUUGCACUGCUUCUUGUGUCGCUUAACCUGUACGCGCUACAAGGCUGGAAUUCGAUAUAUGCUGUUGCAUUCUCAGUUACUGGAAGUCUUCUUAUCAUCUUGUUUGCGGUGUGGGAGAGAUAUUAUGCGACCAUCACCUUCGUGUCUUAUUCAAUUUUUCUUGAUCGUACCGUGUUGGGUGCUUGCAUUCUAUCCUCCACUUUAUUUAUUAGCUUCUGGUGCUGGAACAGCUUCUUUAGCUCGUAUCUUCAAGUUGUGAACAACCUCAGCAUCGAAAACGCAAGCUAUGUGGUGCAGUUGUAUACUGUCUUUUCAGUGGUGAGCGCCAUCGCUGUCGGCGCCCUAAUUCACCUGACUGGGCGUUUCAAGCCAGUGUGCAUCUAUGUAGGAAUUCCAUUGAGUCUGUUGGGUUUAUUCUCAAUGUCAUAUUACGAAAAUAGCGAAAGUGGAGUUGGAUACAUAAUUGUGUCUCAGAUUUUCAUUUCCGUCGCUGCUGGUAUCAUCAUGGUUUGUGAUGAAGUUGCAAUUCUGGCUGCUGCCCCUAAUCAUGACGCUGCUGUUUGUCUGGCUGUGUUAGGGCUAUUUGGUAAUAUUGGAGGAGCAAUUGGUUUAACCAUUGCAUCAACAAUUUGGCAGAACAUUUUCCGCAGGAAGCUAAUGGAGUUUGUUCCUAUAGAAGACCUUCCAAAUGUGGCCAAAAUUUAUGCGGAUCUAUCUACCCAGCUCUCAUAUCCAGUUGGUUCUGAGACACGCCUCGCCAUUCAGCAUGCUUAUGAAGAUACCCAAGGGAAGCUGUUGGCUAUAGCAAUGGUAGUGUGGGCUGGUGGUUUCAUGGCGGUUGCUAUGUGGCGAAACAUUAAUGUGAUUGACAUAAAUCAGAGUAAAUUACAUACUUAA
Molecule: messenger RNA, 1779 nt
Organism: Trichoderma aggressivum f. europaeum
Lineage: Eukaryota; Fungi; Ascomycota; Sordariomycetes; Hypocreales; Hypocreaceae
Exons: 1
Coding region: 1-1779 (592 amino acids)
Biological process (GO): transmembrane transport
Cellular component (GO): plasma membrane
Molecular function (GO): transmembrane transporter activity
Source: RefSeq, a predicted model, not a curated record